AUGGGCCAGACUGUCACGGAUUUCAAGAGCCCCGAGGCAGCCGGGUAUCGGCAGAUAAAAGGAAAACAGGAAAUCAUCUUCGAUGGAAACACCCAAAUCUCCAUCACUGGCAUUGCACAAACAGUGAAGAUCAAUAGUCAAAAGCGUGUGGCAGUUAUCCAGCAAACGGGCAAAGAUUUAUCAUGGAAAACCAUCUGGAACUACAACACGGGCGUCAUUGCAACCAAAGUCCUGCAACAGAACGCCUGCUACAUUUCCGUCAUGAACAGAACCGAGAUGCCCAGUUUUGACAAUCUGGCCACACUGGCCAGACAGAGCAGGAACCAGGUGGGUCUUGGAAGACUUACAAGGAAGCUCACCUUUGUCACCAGUGGAUUGGUCAACAACCUCAACUUCUACGGAGCAGACAUCACGACCAUGUGCAGCGGACUCACCAUCUACAGAGCUUAUGAAGUUCACGGACUCCAAGUCAACCAGGGACCAUGCGUCACUCUCAAUGUCCUGAGAGUUGUGGACCUGAAGUACUGCAACAGGAAUGGCAGCAUUGACCAGGGUCAGGAUCAGGGUCAGGACCAGGGUCAGGAUGACAACCAGGAAGUCAUCAUUGCUGGCCAGUCCCAAAUUGUCACCCUCCACAAGCAAUGGCGCGUGGCAGUUAUCCAGCAAACGACCGUCAGUGGCUCCUGGAAAACCAUCUGGAACUACAACACGGGCGUCAUUGCAACCAAAGUCCCGCAACAGAACGCCUGCUACAUUUCCGUCAUGAACAGAACCGAGAUGCCCAGCUUUGACAAUCUGGCCACACUGGCCAGACAGAGCAGGAACCAGGUCAGUCUUGGAAGACUUACAAGGAAGCUCACCUUUGUCACCAGUGGAUUGGUCAACAACCUCAACUUCUACGGAGCAGACAUCACGACCAUGUGCAGCGGACUCACCAUCUACAGAGCUUAUGAAGUUCACGGACUCCAAGUCAACCAGGGACCAUGCGUCACUCUCAAUGUCCUGAGAGUUGUGGACCUGAAGUACUGCAACAGGAAUGGCAGCAUUGACCAGGGUCAGGAUCAGGGUCAGGACCAGGGUCAGGAUGACAACCAGGAAGUCAUCAUUGCUGGCCAGUCCCAAAUUGUCACCCUCCACAAGCAAUGGCGCGUGGCAGUUAUCCAGCAAACGACCGUCAGUGGCUCCUGGAAAACCAUCUGGAACUACAACACGGGCGUCAUUGCAACCAAAGUCCCGCAACAGAACGCCUGCUACAUUUCCGUCAUGAACAGAACCGAGAUGCCCAGCUUUGACAAUCUGGCCACACUGGCCAGACAGAGCAGGAACCAGGUCAGUCUUGGAAGACUUACAAGGAAGCUCACCUUUGUCACCAGUGGAUUGGUCAACAACCUCAACUUCUACGGAGCAGACAUCACGACCAUGUGCAGCGGACUCACCAUCUACAGAGCUUAUGAAGUUCACGGACUCCAAGUCAACCAGGGACCAUGCGUCACUCUCAAUGUCCUGAGAGUUGUGGACCUGAAGUACUGCAACAGGAAUGGCAGCAUUGACCAGGGUCAGGAUCAGGGUCAGGAUCAGGGUCAGGAUGACAACCAGGAAGUCAUCAUUGCUGGCCAGUCCCAAAUUGUCACCCUCCACAAGCAAUGGCGCGUGGCAGUUAUCCAGCAAACGACCGUCAGUGGCUCCUGGAAAACCAUCUGGAACUACAACACGGGCGUCAUUGCAACCAAAGUCCCGCAACAGAACGCCUGCUACAUUUCCGUCAUGAACAGAACCGAGAUGCCCAGCUUUGACAAUCUGGCCACACUGGCCAGACAGAGCAGGAACCAGGUCAGUCUUGGAAGACUUACAAGGAAGCUCACCUUUGUCACCAGUGGAUUGGUCAACAACCUCAACUUCUACGGAGCAGACAUCACGACCAUGUGCAGCGGACUCACCAUCUACAGAGCUUAUGAAGUUCACGGACUCCAAGUCAACCAGGGACCAUGCGUCACUCUCAAUGUCCUGAGAGUUGUGGACCUGAAGUACUGCAACAGGAAUGGCAGCAUUGACCAGGGUCAGGAUCAGGGUCAGGACCAGGGUCAGGAUGACAACCAGGAAGUCAUCAUUGCUGGCCAGUCCCAAAUUGUCACCCUCCACAAGCAAUGGCGCGUGGCAGUUAUCCAGCAAACGACCGUCAGUGGCUCCUGGAAAACCAUCUGGAACUACAACACGGGCGUCAUUGCAACCAAAGUCCCGCAACAGAACGCCUGCUACAUUUCCGUCAUGAACAGAACCGAGAUGCCCAGCUUUGACAAUCUGGCCACACUGGCCAGACAGAGCAGGAACCAGGUCAGUCUUGGAAGACUUACAAGGAAGCUCACCUUUGUCACCAGUGGAUUGGUCAACAACCUCAACUUCUACGGAGCAGACAUCAUGACCAUGUGCAGCGGACUCACCAUCUACAGAGCUUAUGAAGUUCACGGACUCCAAGUCAACCAGGGACCAUGCGUCACUCUCAAUGUCCUGAGAGUUGUGGACCUGAAGUACUGCAACAGCAAUGGCAACAUUGACCAGGGUCAGGAUCAGGGUCAGGAUCAGGGUCAGGAUGACAACCAGGAAGUCAUCAUUGCUGGCCAGUCCCAAAUUGUCACCCUCCACAAGCAAUGGCGCGUGGCAGUUAUCCAGCAAACGACCGUCAGUGGCUCCUGGAAAACCAUCUGGAACUACAACACGGGCGUCAUUGCAACCAAAGUCCCGCAACAGAACGCCUGCUACAUUUCCGUCAUGAACAGAACCGAGAUGCCCAGCUUUGACAAUCUGGCCACACUGGCCAGACAGAGCAGGAACCAGGUCAGUCUUGGAAGACUUACAAGGAAGCUCACCUUUGUCACCAGUGGAUUGGUCAACAACCUCAACUUCUACGGAGCAGACAUCACGACCAUGUGCAGCGGACUCACCAUCUACAGAGCUUAUGAAGUUCACGGACUCCAAGUCAACCAGGGACCAUGCGUCACUCUCAAUGUCCUGAGAGUUGUGGACCUGAAGUACUGCAACAGGAAUGGCAACAUUGACCAGGUCUGA
Molecule: messenger RNA, 3063 nt
Organism: Chiroxiphia lanceolata (lance-tailed manakin)
Lineage: Eukaryota; Metazoa; Chordata; Aves; Passeriformes; Pipridae
Exons: 25
Coding region: 1-3063 (1020 amino acids)
Biological process (GO): regulation of cell population proliferation
Source: RefSeq, a predicted model, not a curated record